This is a messenger RNA of Phialemonium atrogriseum, 2201 nucleotides long. RefSeq lists its product as uncharacterized. Bases 454 to 2085 code for a protein of 543 amino acids. The record is from RefSeq and is a predicted model, not a curated record. NCBI's taxonomy places the organism in Eukaryota, Fungi, Ascomycota, Sordariomycetes, Cephalothecales, Cephalothecaceae. The transcript has 2 exons.
GCUCUCGUUAAUAUCUGCUCGUCAACCCCCACCCAGCUCAAUGCAGUGUUCUCCCGAAAUGGCUAUCUUCGGGCUGACGCUCAGACGACAAAGUGUGAUAAGCACCCUGCCACACCUCUUCUUACUCGCCUGCAGUCCCCCAUCCAAUAACCUGGAGCCCCGUAAUGUACCGGUACAAUGUGAUGCAAUAUUGGAAUGCUGGUACGGAUCCGUACUCUGGUUAGACCUGCGGCCAACGGGAAUCCUCCACGGCCCUCCUCUGAAAGUGCAGUUUUGGGCGAGGCUCCGUUGAUGAUGAAGAGCUGGGUUAGCCCCCCGCAUAUGCCUGCCCUCUGAGGCUCACGGCCCUAACCAUCCAACUCCCGCAAAGACCCAAACUUGGCAUUCCCGCAACUUCCCCAGCUCUUCGUGCCGCUCUUCAUCUCGUGUGUCUCAGUACAAGUCGUUCACACAAUGUCAGGAAUAGAGAUCUUCGGGGUCAUCCUGGGUUUAUACCCCGUUAUCGUUGAGCUUGCCCAGACCUACAAGAGGAUGAGAGGAAGUGGUUCGGCCGACCUCAACAGGGGCGUUAUCGUCGCUUCAGCGAUGUAUGACGACACUGUCAAAAAGAUUCUUGAAUCUGCUGUUUCACAACAAGAAAUGCAGCGACUUGUCCCCGGUCAAGGACCGAUUGAUCAGCCGCUCUGGCAGGAGCCUGCUCUCCAACGGAAGCUCCUUGCUCGCCUUGGCUCAGAGAAACUCGAUCUAACAAUCGGGUAUUUGUCCCAGAUGAAGACAUCACUAGAUCAAGUGAAAACAGAGCUCACAAACAUGUGUCGGGGCACGGAAGUCCUUGACCGGUUCAGGACAACGAUAAGGAUGACCCUGGCUAAUAUGUCACACUCGGGUAUACGGGAGCGAGUGAAGCAAAUCAGGGCCUUGAACCGCGAGCUCCGUGAGCUGCUGGAUGAUAGGCGCUUUCUCAGAUCCCACCAAGAGUACCGCAAGGAGAGUGCCAUUAGCAUCAACAUCCCGCAGAGCGGCGGCCAUACAGCCCGCAAUUUCUUCGAGGCUAUUAGCGGAACAUAUACCUGCGCCUGCGCAAGGGCACAUGUCAUUGGCCUCGGCUGUUACUGCACUGCCUGUGUUCAGCCCUUCAAAGAGCAAUGUGCCCUUCAUUCGACAGACGAGUGGGAUUUUUGUCUUGCCUUUCCCGUGAGGCCCGAGACCCCAUCUGAUGUCGCCGUGACGGUCCUUCUCGAGUCAAUCCCCGAUAACGACAUAGAUGCAUCGACAAUCCGGAAUAUCUGCUCCCUGAUCAGAGACGUCGCCACGGAAUCCGAGGACCGCCAAGUUCUGAUAGACAUAGCCAACAACGACCGGAUGUACAGGAUGAAGGUGACGAAAAUAGACGCCAGCGACGCCAAGCCCCCGAGCAUCAAGUACUUCGCCGAAUUGAUACAGUCUGGCAACGGCUUGUCGACCAAGGAUCGACUGGAGCUAGCACUUCGACUAAGCUUGGCCAUCGUACAACUCUGCAAGACACCGUGGGUUAGCGAGUCUUGGACGUGGAAUGACGUUUGCGUCAGUCAAGCUGCCGUUGAGGACGGCAAGGACCACGAGGACAACGCACAGAAGAAGGGCAACAACUACAUCAAAUUCCCCGGCAUCUUCAUCCUCCGAGAGAUCUACUCGGUCACAUACAAAGGAGACAGGGCGUCAGAGUUGACUGCUGUCAACGUUCCCCGAAUAAUGGCCGAUGUCCUCGACGAAGAACCGGUUCUGACCAAGCUCGGCCUCGCGCUGAUCGAGCUGGCUAUUGGGAAGUCCAUCCAGGAGAUGAAGGAGGAAUAUGGGCUGGACGCCACGGUUGAGGACGAAUUUGCCAACAUCUGCUUGGCCAGAAUGCUAUUGAAGAAUGGGAAGAUCUGCAACGAAGCGAGCGCCGUGUACGAAAGCGUGGUGAAAGUUUGCAUUGGACGGCGAUACAUCGACAUGGAGGGGCAGCCCAGGAGUCUUUUGUCGCAGCACGAGUCAUUUCUUUCAAGCUUCAGAGAGGCAAUAAUUCUACCCCUAUUUGAGGUGUGGAAGAGGUAUGACCUGUGAACCAUAUAGUGGGGUAAAACGGGUUACGACGAUACACGUAGGUAGGUAGGUAGAUAAGUAGGAAGGUAGCUAGGUAGGGAGGUAGGUAGUUUAGCAGAUGUAAACAACAACCCAGG